UUGCACUUCGCGUGUGCGGAUCGGUCGAUUUUCAGGAAAUCCCCUUCGGUUUUGGCUUCCGUUAUCUUUUUCGUCGCCGUUUUCGCUCCGGGUUUUCAACAUUCGCCUGCCUUAAUGGAUUAUUAUUGUCAAUAUUCUGCCUUUUGUGUGUGCGUUUUAUCGCUCCUGAUCAGCUCAAAUGCCUUGCCAAAUGGAAAAGUUAAUAAGAGUGUUUCCAGUCAUGCUAAGGUGCAGUCGAACCACACCAACCAAUCGGGCCAUCGAGUUGUGCAAAAAAAUACUUCAUCUAAACCCCAGGUGAAUCUCGACUACUUCCUUGCUAAUGACGGGCUGGACCCGAACUACCCUCUUAGUGAAAUUCAGCGAUUCUUCCAGAAGCACCCGGAGCAUAAGCUGUUUUUUAAGCCCAGCCUGCCCCAGAUAGGAAAUCGCGGAGGUUGGACGAACGAAGACAGCGAAAAUCUCUGCAAGGUACGCAGAAACCCGGCUUAUGCUCCGCAAGUGUUGGCCAACAUUCAGGGAGCGAAAAAGACGAUUAUUAACCAGGAUGAUCUGAAACAGCAUAUUCCAACCGAGCGGUGCAUCAACAGCAAUCAGAGCGAUUAUCGGUGUUCGAACAUCAGGCUUGGGUAUCGAAGCAUUUGCAAGCAGAACUUUAUGAGUGUUAAGCUGGCCACCUUCAACUCGACGGUGGGAAUUGCCUACGAUACAUUCAAAGUGCCAUCAUGCUGUUCAUGUGUGUUGGUGGAAGCACCGUAAAAUCGCCGGGAAAUUGCCGAUUUUUCACCAAAACUGUGUUCCUAAUUCAACGUUGGGUCUCGUCCUUUUUGCCCCAGAAUAUCCACGAUUCUAAGCACUAUUUAUUUCGCUUUGUAUUUAUCCAGCUUAUAAUCAUUAAGCACAUUUAUUAAUGAACUGUGCCGUACAUGUACAAAACUCGUCAAAAUAAAUGUUUGAAUUCA
This is a messenger RNA of Dendroctonus ponderosae (mountain pine beetle), 962 nucleotides long. RefSeq lists its product as uncharacterized. NCBI's taxonomy places the organism in Eukaryota, Metazoa, Arthropoda, Insecta, Coleoptera, Curculionidae. The transcript is spliced from 5 exons. Gene Ontology annotation, biological process: central nervous system formation; regulation of Toll signaling pathway; innate immune response. Gene Ontology annotation, molecular function: Toll binding; growth factor activity. The record is from RefSeq and is a predicted model, not a curated record. Gene Ontology annotation, cellular component: extracellular region. Bases 115 to 759 code for a protein of 214 amino acids.